AUGGAAUCAUCAAUUUCCAAGCAACUCGUCGACAAGAUAUAUGAGAAGCGCAAGGCUGCAGCUCUCGACCUCGAGAAGCAGGUACGCGAGAGCCACCAGCAGGGCGAGCACCGCCGCAUCAGCCAGAUUGUCGACCAGCUUGUCGAGAUGUUCAACAACACCACCAAUCCGCUGCAUGUGCGCAACGGAGGCCUCAUCGGCCUCGCUGGGACCGCAAUCGCGCUGGGGGUAGACAUCGCGCCGUACAUGGAGAAGUUUGUGGGACCGUUGCUCGACUGCUUCGUGGACACGGAGAACAGGAUUCGCUACUUCUCCGCAGAAUGCUUGUACAACAUAGCCAAGGUGUCCAAGGGCGAGAUAUUGGUGUACUUUAAUGACGUUUUCGAUGCAUUGAGCAAGCUGUCUGCAGACUCCGAGCUGUCUGUGAAGAACGGUGCAGAGCUGCUGGAUCGCCUGCUGAAGGAUAUCGUUGCAGAGUCGGCCUCAGUGUACAUCCCCCAAUACGCAGAGACCGUGAAAGUUCGGGAGGAGAGGAACGGCGUACUCGUUCCCUAUCCCUACGGCAGCACCGACGGAGACAUGAACAAACGAGCAUUCUCUCUGGCGCAUUUCAUCCCGCUGCUGAGCGAGCGCAUUUACGUCGUCAGCCCGUUCACGCGAAGCUACCUCGUCUCGUGGAUCACCGUGCUUGAGUCGGUCCCAGAACUCGAGAUGCUCACGUUCCUUCCUGAAUUCCUGGACGGCCUUCUAGGGUACCUCUCCGACCCGACUGAAGACGUCCGCGUGGCUACGGAGUCGCUCUUGGGCGAAUUCCUCCACGAAAUACGCCGCAUCACCGAAGCGCGGAAGAAGUACAAGCCCACCGACCCCGUAGCACCAAGACAUACUGCGAACGAGAAUCUUCCCGACCUUACUAUGGACGGGGCCGAAACCACCGCGUUCUUGUCUGAACAAGGGAGUCAUAGCAGUUUCGAAGAUGAAUCCGCACUCAAAGACGACGAAGCUUCGGAUCACGUCUAUAGGGAUACCGGAGUUUGGUUUCCUGGACAAGGAGUUGCUAUCCACUACGAGAACAUUAUCGAAAUCCUCCUCAACCAGUUCACCGACGACCAUGACGAAAUACAACAGUCAACUGCGUUACAGUGGUUCGCCGAGUUCCUGGGAUUCGCGCCCGAAGUAAUAGUACCCUUCACUCCGCGCCUCAUCCCCGUGAUCUUGCCAAACCUUGCGCACCACGUUAACAUGAUCCAGUCGGUGGCCAUCCGGACCAACAAGCUGCUCCUCAACGUCAUCCAAACGCUCCCUCCGCCCCCAGAGACGCUUCCCCGGCCCCCAGUCCUCGAAAAACAGUCCUCCUCACGUAUCCCACCCGUGCCGGGAUCCCCUACGCCGACUACUGCGACGAACUCGCGCCAGACGACGCUGAGCAGCAGCCGCGAGCUGUCUUCGCCCGACUCCGCCCAGGAUCCCGUCAUCCAGGCGCCAGCGAGCAUCUAUUCACAGAGAACUCGCGGCAGUGUCGUUGAUCUCACCGCUAGGGCAGCUGCUGUUCCUGUUGAAGUUCCCGCUGUAAAUCCGCCCAGUCGCUCCAAUUCCCCAAUUCCACUUGCCGGCCAAGGGCCAGCGCUGCAGAAUGCCGAAAGCGAGGGAGAGCAGCUCAAUUACCAGGAGACGGUCAACGAACUGACACUUCACUUUAUGAGUGAAUUUGAGGAUACGAGAGUCGCUGCGCUGAAAUGGCUGAUUAUGCUGCACCAGAAGGCACCCAAGAAGAUUCUAAGUAUGAAUGACGGCACGUUCCCUGCCUUGUUGAAAACACUAUCAGACAACUCGGAAGAGGUGAUCAAACAUGACCUGCAACUGUUGGCGCAAAUAUCUUCGAGUUCGGAAGAAACAUAUUUCAAGGCGUUUAUGAUCAAUCUCUUGGAGCUGUUCAGCACUGAUAGGCGGUUGUUGGAGACGCGGGGCAGCCUCAUCAUUCGCCAACUGUGCCUGAAUCUCAACACAGAACGAAUAUACCGCACCUUUGCUGAAAUUCUGGAAAAGGAAGACGACCUGGAGUUUGCUAGUGUUAUUGUGCAGAAGCUCAACAUCAUAUUGAUAACCUCGCCCGAGCUCGCUGACUUCCGGAAGCGGCUGAAGAGCCUGGAGACGAGGCAAGAUGGGCAAGCCCUGUUCACUACCUUGUAUAAAUCCUGGUGUCACAAUGCGGUUGCGCUGUUCUCGCUAUGUCUCCUAGCGCAAGCCUACGAACAUGCGUCGAAUUUGCUGUAUAUCAUGGCAGAGUUGGAGAUUACUGUGCAAAUGCUUGUUCAGGUUGAUAAGCUAGUGCAGCUCAUCGAGUCUCCGGUCUUCACAUACCUUCGUCUACAACUUCUGGAACCUGAGAGACAUCCUCAUUUAUUCAAGUGCCUGUAUGGCCUUUUGAUGCUUCUACCUCAAAGCUCCGCCUUUAUAUCACUACGGAAUCGUCUCAACGCUGUGAAUUCGGCUGGAUUUCUACAUAUCGCUCCCAAAUCAUCGAUGGGCGGGUUAUCUACUAGAUCGAAAAUAGGUCGGGAUGAAAUCAAGUGGCAGGAGCUUCUCACACAUUUCAGAUCGGUACAAGCGAAGCAUGAGAAGGCGAGGAGGCAAGCCCUGGGCGCCGACGUUCCCUCGUUCUCUAACCUCGCCGAUAUCGAACGGCCCGAUGUACCAAGUCACCCGCCGCCCCCGUCAGGUCGGAUGUCCGUGUCGAGCAAUCGCCCACAGAUUCGGCGCAAGGUAACUGGUGGAGAAAUCAUCAAUGCGAAUGCGAAUAUUGCGACUGGGCGAGCGGGCGCCCUUUCGCCACUGAACCCUCGUGCGAGAGUACCUGCGCUGGUCGCGACGUCGAUGAACGCGCAGCAGACUCCUACACCAGCAGGCGCGCUGGGUAAGGGGAGGCGAUCGGUGGACUUGGGCAGGAAGUAG
Molecule: messenger RNA, 2952 nt
Organism: Pleurotus ostreatus (oyster mushroom)
Lineage: Eukaryota; Fungi; Basidiomycota; Agaricomycetes; Agaricales; Pleurotaceae
Exons: 13
Coding region: 1-2952 (983 amino acids)
Biological process (GO): phosphatidylinositol biosynthetic process; positive regulation of kinase activity
Cellular component (GO): fungal-type vacuole membrane; PAS complex; endosome membrane
Source: RefSeq, a predicted model, not a curated record